AUGGAUCAAGGGCUGGAUUGGCUCAAAAAGAGUCGCGUCAGGUGGAUUAAAGGGUGUUGUGUGGUUGGGGCCGAAACUGUGCUAUGGGGUGGGGACUGUGGCUUGUGGAAAGAUGGAGGUGCGGAAACUUGUGGAAAGAUGGGGGUGACGGAAGCUUGUGGAAGGAUGGAGGUACUGGAAGCUUGUGGAAAGGUAGAGGUGCCGAAAGCUUGUGGAAGGAUGGAGGUGCCGGAAGCAUGUGGAAUGAUGGAGGUGCCGAAUGUGGCAAUGUCUUGUGUCGGCGUCAAUGGGACGUGCACAGGUGGAGGUGGUCCUAGAGUGGCCACAUGUGCUGGAGAAGGAGAGGCAGAGACCACAUGA
This is a messenger RNA of Prunus armeniaca (apricot), 360 nucleotides long. NCBI's taxonomy places the organism in Eukaryota, Viridiplantae, Streptophyta, Magnoliopsida, Rosales, Rosaceae. The record is from the annotation of a GenBank genome assembly.